Messenger RNA from Gossypium arboreum, 4145 nucleotides. Its product is annotated as probable LRR receptor-like serine/threonine-protein kinase At4g36180. The transcript has a single exon. The coding region runs from base 614 to 4000 and encodes 1128 amino acids. Gene Ontology annotation, molecular function: protein kinase activity; ATP binding; receptor serine/threonine kinase binding. The record is from RefSeq and is a predicted model, not a curated record. Gene Ontology annotation, biological process: protein phosphorylation. Lineage: Eukaryota; Viridiplantae; Streptophyta; Magnoliopsida; Malvales; Malvaceae.
AAAGAGCAAAGCUGAAAGUCAUAUACAACCAGUACAGUUAAAAUUCUUAGUUUUGAGAACAUUCCUAUUUGAUACAACAGAUUUUUGCAAAAUGGGAAAUAAAUUCUGAAAUUCCAUAAAAGAAGACCUAUUAAAAUAACAGUUUGAUACAUGACAAAAUAAAAGGAAGAUUACAACAGUGCAAAGAUAAGAUCACACAGGGCUCAAUGAUUUUGUCCAACAUCAUAUCAAUAUGAGGUUCAAAAGGGUAAACCCCCCCCCCCUUUUUUUACUAACCCCCACCACUUGAUGUUUCAAAAAAAGUGCUUAUUCAAAGUGUUUUGGGGAACCCAUAUUCCCCCUUCUUAGAGAAAGAGAGGGCAUCAGCAUAAGUAUCUAUGUUCUUUCUUCUCGCGUGGCUCUCUCUCAGCUGCUGCUGACUGCUCCUCCUGCAAACACACUCUGCUCUCUGCCACAAAUCAUAUGGCGAAACCAACACCUUUGUUAAUAGUAAUAGACGCUCCCUUCUUUGGUUUCUUACUACACCUUUACACCCUUUAGUUGAAGACUCAGUUUUUUUUCUUCUUUUUGGGGGCAAAAAAAAAAAAAAACCAAGCUUUGCCAUUGUUAGCCAAUGACUAAAGGUCUCAUUUUUUUCCUUUCAUUGCUUCUUUGCUCACCGUUUUUGUCCCAAGCCGAAACGAACCAAGUUGAGAUCCAAGCCUUAACAUCUUUCAAGCUUAAUCUCUAUGACCCGCUUGGAGCUUUGAACUGGUGGGAUCCAUCAACUCCUGCAGCUCCCUGCGACUGGCAGGGAGUUGCAUGUUCCAACAACCGAGUCACCGAGCUACGUCUACCUCAGCUUCAACUCAGUGGAAGACUCACUGACCGUCUCUCUGACCUCAAGUUCCUCACCAGACUCAGCCUUCGUUCCAACUCCUUCAACGGCACCAUACCUUCUACUCUCUCGCAAUGCAAGCUUCUACGCGCUGUUUUCUUGCAGUACAACUCACUCACCGGGACGCUGCCCUCCGGGUUAAGUAAUCUCACUGAUUUAGCCGUUUUAAAUUUAGCUCAAAACCAUUUAUCGGGUGAAAUCUCAGGAGAUCUCCCACGGAAUAUCAAGUAUCUUGAUCUUUCUUCCAACUCAUUUUCCGGUUCAAUUCCUACUAGCAUCGCUAAUUUAUCACAGCUUCAACUUAUUAACCUCUCGUAUAACCAUUUUUCCGGUCAGAUUCCCGCUACCUUUGGUGAGCUUCAACAGCUUCAGUAUCUCUGGCUUGAUUAUAAUCUUUUACAAGGGACUUUACCUUCUGCUUUAGCCAACUGCUCUUCACUUGUCCAUUUUAGUGCUGAGGGCAAUUUGCUUGGUGGGGUUAUCCCAGCAGCCAUUGGAGCUCUUCCUAAGCUUCAAGUUGUUUCGCUUUCUCAUAACAAUCUGUCAGGAACGGUGCCGGUUUCGUUGUUCUGUAACAUUACUGUUUAUCCGCCUUCCAUUCGGAUUGUUCAACUGGGGUUUAAUUUGUUUACGCAUGUUGUUGGUCCUGAAUCAGAGAAAUGCUAUAGCGUUUUACGGGUUUUGGAUCUUUCCGGGAAUCAGAUUGGUGGGGUAUUUCCUCUAUGGCUUACUCGUCUGACGACAUUAUCGGUGUUGGAUGUUUCUGAUAACUUGUUUUCAGGUGAGAUUCCAGUCCAUGUUGGGAAUUUGUCUAGAUUGGAAGAGCUGAAAAUGGCUAAUAAUUCUUUUACUGGGACGGUUCCCAUUGAGAUUAGGCAAUGUGGUUCAUUGCAUGUUCUUGAUCUUGGAGGAAAUCGUUUUUCUGGUGAUAUUCCUGCUUUUUUAGGUGAUAUGACUGGUUUAAAAGUGCUUUCUCUUGGGGGAAACCUGUUUUCAGGUUCGGUUCCGGGGAGUUUUGGUAAUUUUACGGAGCUUGAAACCUUGAAUUUGGGACAUAAUAACUUGACUGGAAGCUUGCCAGAGGAGAUCAUGGGGUUGAGCAAUUUGAGUACGUUGGACUUAAGUGGGAACAAGUUUUAUGGUGAGAUUCCUGCAAGCAUUGGGAACUUGAGUAGGAUUGCUGUUUUGAAUCUAAGUGCUAACGGGUUUUCAGGGAAGAUGCCGGCAAGUUUCGGCAAUUUGUUCAAGCUAACUACACUUGAUUUAAGCAAGCAGAACCUCUCUGGCAAGUUGCCAAUUGAGCUUUCGGGUUUACCUAAUCUUCAAGUCAUUGCUUUGCAAGAAAAUAUGUUAUCUGGGGAUGUUCCUGAAGGGUUUGGUAGCUUGACGAGUUUGCGUUAUGUGAAUCUUAGUUCCAAUUCAUUUUCCGGUCAGAUACCAGAAACUUUAAGCUUUCUUCAUUCAUUGGUUGUUCUUUCAUUGUCUAAUAAUCACAUAACUGGGGUGAUCCCACCCGAGAUUGGAAACUGCACCGGGCUCGAAGUUCUUGAGCUUGGAUCAAAUUCUUUGACAGGUCACAUUCCUACUGAUUUCUCUCGGCUAUCGCAGUUGAAUUUGCUAGAUUUGGGUGGUAAUAACUUAACAGGACAAAUCCCAGAGGAAAUUUCCAAAUGCUCAUCAUUGACCACUUUGUUACUGGAUGCUAAUCAGCUUUCGGGUAGCAUACCGGAUUCUCUUUCCAAGUUAUCGAAUCUCACCAUGCUUGAUCUUUCUUCUAAUAACUUGAGUGGAGGGAUUCCUUCUAAUCUCGGUCUUAUUUCGGCAUUGAUCUACUUCAAUGUCUCGAGGAAUGACCUAUCAGGGGAGGUUCCAGUUACUCUGGGUUUUAGAUUUGACAAUCCAUCAGUAUUUGCUGAAAACCGCGACUUAUGUGGGAAGCCAUUGGAUCGAGAGUGUGGGGAUGUAAACGAUAAGGGCAAGAGGAAAAGGUUGAUUGUGGUGAUUGUGGUGGUAGUAUGUGCUGCUUGUCUCUUGUUAUUAUGUUGUUGUUUCUAUGUCUUCAGUCUAUUUAGAUGGCGCAAGAAGCUCAAAGCAGCUGCUGGGGAGAAGAAACGGAGCCCUGCAAGGGCAAGUUCAGGAUCAAGUAGGGGCCGUGGCAGCACUGACAAUGGAGGGCCAAAGCUUGUUAUGUUCAAUAACAAGAUCACACUAGCGGAAACGAUUGAAGCAACUAGGCAAUUUGCUGAAGAGAAUGUGCUCAGCAGAAGCCGGUAUGGGUUAGUUUUCAAGGCUUGUUACAAUGACGGAAUGGUGCUUUCUAUUCGUCGCCUACCAGAUGGAUCGCUUGAUGAAAACAUGUUUAGAAAAGAAGCUGAAUUUGUAGGCAAAGUGAAGCACCGAAACUUGACUGUUCUCCGUGGCUACUACGCAGGGCCACCAGACUUAAGGCUGCUGGUAUACGAUUACAUGCCUAAUGGCAACCUUGCAACACUCCUCCAAGAGGCAUCCCACCAAGAUGGUCAUGUCCUAAAUUGGCCAAUGCGCCACCUAAUUGCUCUAGGCAUUGCCCGCGGUUUAGCCUUCCUACACGCAUCCAACAUGGUUCAUGGAGAUGUCAAGCCCCAAAACGUGCUGUUCGAUGCCGAUUUCGAAGCACACUUGUCGGAUUUCGGCUUGGACCGACUCACAAUAACAACCCCAGCCGAAGCUUCCACUUCAACAUCGGUUGGCACAUUGGGUUAUGUAUCCCCAGAGGCUGUUCUAAGAGGGGAAGCCACCAAAGAGUCAGAUGUCUACAGCUUUGGCAUUGUGAUGCUUGAACUACUCACAGGGAAGAGAGCACUUAUGUUCACAGAGGAUGAAGACAUUGUUAAAUGGGUGAAGAAGCAGCUUCAAAGAGGCCAAAUAGCUGAACUUUUAGAACCAGGGUUGCUUGAGCUUGACCCAGAAUCAUCAGAAUGGGAAGAAUUUCUGCUAGGGAUCAAAGUAGGGUUACUUUGCACUGCUCCAGAUCCUCUUGAUCGACCAGCCAUGUCCGAUGUUGUGUUCAUGCUUGAAGGUUGUCGUGUGGGCCCUGAUAUUCCUUCAUCAGCGGAUCCCACCUCUAAACCUUCACCGGCAUAAACACCACCCAAUUCCGAUUUCUCUUUUUUUCGUUACUUUUUCCUGUCUCAUGAAAACUUUUAUCCAUUUUUUCAGUUUCAGAGAGAAAAAUGUAAAAGCAAGGUGAAUUUUCUUUUGUUCAGUUAAAUUCUUCCUACUUUCACAA